Molecule: messenger RNA, 1621 nt
Organism: Contarinia nasturtii (swede midge)
Lineage: Eukaryota; Metazoa; Arthropoda; Insecta; Diptera; Cecidomyiidae
Product: putative ankyrin repeat protein RF_0381
Exons: 17
Molecular function (GO): protein binding
Source: RefSeq, a predicted model, not a curated record
GUGCUACUUAAAAACGGAGCGAAUGUCAACGAUCAAAAUAACGAUGGAAAAACGGCAUUGUUUUGGGCUUCGAAAGAAGGUCACUCAAAUGUAGUUGAGCUUUUGCUUAAGAAUGGCGCAGAUAUUAAUUUGAAAGAUAACAACGGAUGGUCACCAAUAAUUGGCGCCGCUCAAGAAGGUCAAGAGCGAGUUAUUGAGCUUCUACUCAAAAACGGAUCAAAUGUGAACGAUCAAAAUAACGAUGGAGAAACUGCGUUGUAUUUGGCUUCGGAAAGAGGUCACUCAAAUGUAGUUGAGUUAUUGAUUAAGAAUGGAGCAGAUAUUAAUUUGAAAGAUAACAACGGAUGGUCACCAAUUUACGCAGCUUCUGUAAAUGGACACGAACGUAAUGUUGAAAUACUGGUCACAAAUGGAACCCUUGUAAAUAUCAAGAAUAAGGACGGAUAUUCACCAAUACAUGGUGCUGCAGAUAACGGUAAUGAGCAAAUUGUUGAAAUGCUACUUAAAAACGGAGCAAAUAUCAACGAUCAAGAUAACAAUGGAAAAACGCCAUUGUUUUGGGCUUCGGAUAAAGGUCACUCAAAUGUGGUUGAGCUAUUGAUUAAAAAUGGCGCAGAUAUCAAUUUGAAGGAUAACAACGGAUAUUCACCAAUAAUUAGCACCGCUCAAGAAGGUCAUGAGCGAAUUGUUGAAGUGCUACUUAAAAACGGAGCAAAUGUCAACGAUCAAAAUAACGAUGGAGAAACUGCGUUGUAUUUGGGUUCGGAUAAAGGCCACUCAAAUGUAGUUGAGCUUUUGCUUAAGAAUGGCGCAGAUAUUAAUUUGAAAGAUAACAACGGAUGGUCACCAAUUUACGCAGCUUCUGUAAAUGGACAUGAACGUGUUGUUGAAUUACUGAUCACAAAUGGUACCCUUGUAAAUAUCAAGAACAAGGUCGGAUAUUCACCAAUACAUGGUGCUGCAGAUAACGGUCAUGACGGAGUUGUUGAAGUGCUACUUAAAAACGGAGCAAAUGUCAACGAUCAAAAUAACUAUGGAGAAACUGCCUUGUAUUGGGCAUCGAAUAAAGGUCACUCAAAUGUAGUUGAGCUAUUGCUUAAGAAUGGCGCAGAUAUUGAUUUAAAAGAUAGCAACGGAUGGUCACCAAUCUAUACAGCUUCUUUAAAUGGACAUGAACAUGUUGUUGAAAUACUGAUCAGAAAUGGUGCCCUUGUAAAUAUCAAGAAUAAGGACGGAUAUUCACCAAUACAUGGUGCUGCAGAUAACGGCCAUGAGCGAGUUAUUGAAGUGCUACUUAAAAAGGGAGCAAAUGUCAACGAUCAAAAUAACGAUGGAGAAACUGCCUUGUAUUGGGCUUCGGAUAAAGGCCACUCAAAUGUAGUUGAGCUUUUGCUUAAGAAUGGCGCAGAUAUUAAUUUGAAAGAUAACAACGGAUGGUCACCAAUACAUGGUGCCGCAGAUAACGGUCAUGAGCGAAUUGUUGAAGUGCUACUUAAAAACGGGGCAAAUGUGAACGAUAAAAAUAACGAAGGAGCAACUGUGCUUGACCUUGCUACUAGUAAAGGAAAUUGGAAAAUCAUUGACCUCCUUAAUGCCGUUCGUCGAAUGCGGCCAUCAGAAA